Messenger RNA from Aspergillus candidus, 1103 nucleotides. RefSeq lists its product as uncharacterized. The record is from RefSeq and is a predicted model, not a curated record. The transcript has a single exon. The coding region runs from base 48 to 932 and encodes 294 amino acids. Lineage: Eukaryota; Fungi; Ascomycota; Eurotiomycetes; Eurotiales; Aspergillaceae.
CUACACCCCAAGUUCUUCAAACGGGGCCACUCCGACCAUCUUGCAACAUGAUGUCCCCCAAAUUCCUCAUUCUUCUUUUCUCUUUCCUUCUUCUUGGAAGCUCCCUAGCCCGGGUUGUGCCCGCUCAAAAUCAGCACCAAGAGGAGUUAGAACGCGGCUUCAUUCUCCCUCGCGAUGACAAAGGUCCCGCUAUCGAAGUCUUCCGGGACGAAAGCGUGCGGCCAUCGGAAGAAACUCGAAAGAUGAAAAAGGACAUGGACACGUGGAUGUGGAGCGCCUUAGCCAAAUUCGACAAGGAAGUUACCGACGGGCAAAUGGUCCAAAUCGUCGAGGACGCCUUUGCAUCAAUGGUGGAUAGGUGGUCGAAAGAGGAUAUUAAGGGUUACGGAAAACCAAAGGUCAUGACAGCGUUACGUAAGGGAAAUGAGGUCUAUAUUGCUUCGUCCGCCAAGGGAAAACACUUGAUUGUCUAUCAGAGUUUUGAUAAGAAGGUUGAUGGCAUCCAAGGACAUGUGCCAAAGUCGCUCGCAAAUGCACUGACCGCCUGUUGGAAUAACGCCCAGGGCGACAAGGAGCAUCACUCGAAUGACGCCAACUGUGGCGAGAUAAUGACAGCCUGGGCCUACUUUGUUGAGAAGUUGGAUGAAGGCAACUCCGAGGACGUGAAUCUGAAAGGAGCGAAGACCGUCACCUGGGAGCUAUCAUUACAAGAAGUCGAAAAAGAUGGCGAAAAGGUUAAAGAAAGAGUUGGCAAAAUCAAGCCGCCCUGUGGCAAUGCCAAUGACAACAAAUGGGGAUGCCAUAGUGUCAUACAGGAGCUGGGCGUUGAAGCCAUCCCCGAAGGCACUAAGGGAGAGAAAUAUGACCCUCCAAAAGAGCUAUUCCAGCGAGAGCUACUUGGUACGUGCAAGUUGAAGAAACAAUCGAAAUAGGAAUGGACGACCAGGAAGGACACGUCAAUAGCCAUGGAAGCUGCAGUCAUAAGAUUUCUUUGUUUCUUUUUUGUUUUGCCGGAGUUGUACCUCAAUUGCAUGACCAUCACAGUUCUUUUUGGCCAUCUUCCUUGUGAUGUACUGUCAACAAUGAUGAUUGUAAUCAGUGAC